GUCUAGUGCUGCUCUUAAGCCGUGGAUCCAGGUGUGGACCGCUAGUAGCAUUCUGUACUCGCGAAUAUCCACAUCUCGAAUAGAAACGGUAAGAAAGCCACACAGGUUCCGCGGUUCCCUCUAUAUUCACGCGUUUCAGAUAGGCUACGCUUCAAAGUCGUCCGGCAGUACAAGGUAGUAACUGUUUUAUAACCAGUGAAGUGCGACGCGCAAGAAGCCUGUGAAGAAAGAUCUGUAUAAGUGAAAGUAGCUAACAGGCCAAUAAAUUCAUAAAUUCGCAAUUUUAAUUAAUUGUCCUCUUGAAAGGUUUUUGAAAACCGUGAAGAGGCUGUGACUUAGUGUGUUCAUCAUCUCUGAACUGCAGGGCUUCACAUCCGUCGGCGAAUUCAAUUCAGUCAAAGCAGAUACGCUUUCCCAUCAAACAGUCACCAUGGAGGAGGAUAGAAUUGCGAAAAGCUAUGCUGGACGAAGUCUUUUCAUCACCGGCGGCACUGGCUUCCUCGGGAAAGUGCUCGUUGAGAAAUUACUCAGAUGCUGUCCAGAAAUUAAGAAAAUUUACCUGCUCGUGAGAAACAAGAAAGGGAAAGACCCGCAAAUAAGGAUUAAAGAGAUGUUUGAUAAUGUGCUUUUCGAUACAGUCAAAAAGCAACGUGGCGCAGAAUCGAUAUUGAACGUGUGCGAAGCAUUAUGCGGAGAUGUAACUAUUCCAGAUUUAGGCAUGUCUGAGGAUGACAAACAAAUUAUUCGAGAUAACGUUUCAGUAAUCUACCAUUGUGCUGCAACUAUUCGGUUUGACGAAGAGUUGAAAAAAGCCGUUUUUCUCAACGUUCGAGGUACGAAGCUCAUUCUUCAACUUGCCAAAGAAUGUAAGAGGUUGGAGUUAUUCACGUAUGUAUCGACAGCCUACUGUCACUUACACAUAAAACAUCUAGUGGAGCAACCCUACGCUCCCCCAGCUGAUCCUCACAAGGUUAUAGCUGCAAUGGAAUGGAUGAGUGAUGAUGUCGUAGCUUCAAUUCAGAAAAAAGUACUAGGCGACAUUCCAAACACCUACGCCUACACAAAGUCCUUGGCAGAAGCAUUGGUCGUAGAAACCUUUGAUAGUCUGCCAUCAGUGAUCUUGAGACCAUCAAUUGUUAUCCCUAUCUGGAAGACACCUCUUCCAGGCUGGACAGAUAACAUCAACGGUCCCACAGGACUUCUGAUUGGAGCUGGAAAGGGUGUAAUUCGAACAAUGUACUGUAAUUCUAGUGGCUAUGGAGAUUACCUUCCCGUCGAUAUUGCUGUGAAUGCCAUGCUUUGCGUCACUUGGCAAUUCCUCACCACGAAGAACUUCGACAUAAGAGUACGGCAUUUGACGAGCUCGAACGAAAUAAAAGUAUCCUGGCAGGAGGUUAUCGAACUAGGUAGAUGGGUUAUAGAAAAUCGCCUGCCCCUAAACGGAGUUGUUUGGUAUCCUGGUGGCUCAAUGAAAUCCAACCGAUUCGUCCACUAUGUGUGCACCAUCUUGUACCAUUGGAUACCAGCGAUGCUCAUUGACACAUUGCUUUGGUGUUUGAGAUAUCCUCCAGUUCUAUGUCGUGUUCAUCGACGUAUUCAAAAAGGAUUCGAAGUGUUCGAAUACUAUGCUAACAACCAGUGGGACUUCGAUAACUCAUCAGUUUUGGAGCUGAGAAGGAUGAUGAACGACACAGAGCGACACAAAUAUAUCAUUGAAAAAAUUGAUGUAGAUUUAGUAGAAUAUUUCGAAGCUUGUACGCUGUGCGCUCGGCGCUACAUCCUGAAUGAACCUGACGACACCAUCCCUCAAGCGAGGAAACAUAUGAAAGUCAUGUACUGCGUAGAUAGAGUAGUUAAAACAGUCUUCCUUGGAAUCCUUCUCUAUUAUUUAGGAUGUUUCUUGUAUAGGAUGUUCUUCAAUAAUUAAAGCCAAAAGAAUUUGCAAUAAAUUUCGGAAA
This is a messenger RNA of Hermetia illucens (black soldier fly), 1958 nucleotides long. RefSeq names its product putative fatty acyl-CoA reductase CG5065. The transcript has 9 exons. Gene Ontology annotation, cellular component: peroxisome. Lineage: Eukaryota; Metazoa; Arthropoda; Insecta; Diptera; Stratiomyidae. The record is from RefSeq and is a predicted model, not a curated record. Gene Ontology annotation, molecular function: alcohol-forming very long-chain fatty acyl-CoA reductase (NADP+) activity. Bases 431 to 1927 code for a protein of 498 amino acids. Gene Ontology annotation, biological process: long-chain fatty-acyl-CoA metabolic process.